This is a messenger RNA of Nematostella vectensis (starlet sea anemone), 3239 nucleotides long. RefSeq names its product neuronal acetylcholine receptor subunit alpha-10. The record is from RefSeq and is a predicted model, not a curated record. The transcript is spliced from 8 exons. Gene Ontology annotation, molecular function: acetylcholine-gated monoatomic cation-selective channel activity; transmembrane signaling receptor activity. Gene Ontology annotation, biological process: regulation of membrane potential; monoatomic ion transmembrane transport; signal transduction. Lineage: Eukaryota; Metazoa; Cnidaria; Anthozoa; Actiniaria; Edwardsiidae. Gene Ontology annotation, cellular component: synapse; neuron projection; postsynaptic membrane. Bases 358 to 1944 code for a protein of 528 amino acids.
AUUAACAAAGUAAUUACUUCAAGAGAUAUUCUUUGGCAAGCUUCAGACCCUGUGUCUACGCUAUCUCGGUCAGAUCUCGUUUGCUACUACAGCAGAAACAAGGCGAAAUAAACUCCGGGGAUCGUUUUAAAUAUUUAUUAUUUAAAAAGCAAACAGGUGCCGAAUAGAGGAUUUACUCGCAGGAAAAAGUUGAAUUGCCUGCUGCAGUGGAUACAUGGUCUCGUUUGCACGGUGAGAGAACGCUACCGAUUGCCCUCAUACGAGAUAUUCCAAAAACGAGUUCUAAGAAACGAAUUCCAAGAAAAGACUUCACAGGAGGGGUACAUAUCAAACAAGAAAGAGGCUAGUGGUACAGCCAUGGCGAAGAAAUCGUUGUGUGUUUGCUUGGUUCUAUGUGGAAUAAGCAUGGCAAACGCAUUCAGCAUUGAUUUGGAGGAGACAGAGGCGCCCCCGACAGAAAUAGCAGAGCUUCCCCUUAGCACGGAUUACAAGACCGGUAACCCCGAGUAUCUCUUGUACAAGCACCUGUUUGCUAACUACAGCAACGUGGUUAGACCCGUCAAGAGAGUCGAGGAAGUGGUGCCCGUCAGCUUCGAUAUCGGCUACAGCCAGAUGGUCAACCUGGUGGAGAAGAAUCAGAUUCUCAUCAGCAACUUAUGGGUGCGCCUGAAAUGGUACGACCCUUGGCUAACCUGGAACGAGAGUGACUUUGGCGGAAUGAAAAGCAUUAAGGUCGACCCGUCUUGUGUCUGGGUACCGGACAUAGUCCUCUACAACAAUGUGGAUUCGGAUUCUAGCGGUGAGAUGUACAAGUUCACUACGAAAGUUAACAUUCACUCGGAUGGAACGGUUCAAUGGCUGUCGCCCAUCCAAGUCAAAAGCGAGUGCAAGAUCGACAUUACGAACUUCCCCCUUGACGAACAGUUCUGCAAGCUGGAGUUUGGUUCGUGGGCUUAUGACGGCUUUGAGCUGAACCUGACGAACGCGCGCGAGACCGCUGACCUGAGCCUUUACACCACUAACGGGGAGUGGCGGAUGCUGAGUGGGAAAGUGACGCGUAAGCUGUCCAAGUUCCCGUGCUGCGAGGCGCCCUACAUCACACUCAUCUACAUGUUUCACGUGCAGCGCCGCGCCCUCUUCUACGUCAUGAACCUGAUUAUACCGUGCGUCCUGUUGACCUUCCUGUCCGCGCUCACCUUCCGGUUCCCGCCUGAGUCCGGCGAGCGAGUUUCCCUGACCAUCACCAUCCUUCUCGGCAUGACCGUCUUCAUGCUAAUCUUUAUCGACAACAUCCCGCCCACCUCCGAAGUGAUGCCCCUGAUCGGCAAGUACUUCUCCUGCUCGCUCUUCAUCAUGGGUUCCUCCCUCAUCGCGACCUGCAUGUCACUCUCCCUCUACUACAACAACGCCAUGGCGCCCAUGCCUGUCUGGCUCCGUGUCAUGGCAUUCAAGUUUCUAGGCCCAGCCUUUGGGAUUCGCCCCCCUAAACACAGCCUUGACGAGAAGUUCCAUCGCGACCGAGAGAACUCCUGUAUACAACGCGAACAGGAGAACUCCAUCCGGGGGAUGGAGAAUAACAUCACGGAGAACUUAGUUCCCGGAAAACAGCGCAAGUCGAUUCCUAACGGUGGACGGAAGCUAGAAGACACCUUGAGCCAAAGCGCAAGUAUUCCUUGUAAUAUGGACAGUUCCCCGGCAUCCCUUAUCAAGGUCCUGCUGGCAGCGCGCUCGGCAGAGGGGGUUGGGAGGGGUGGCUGUUGUUGCAGUCGUUCUGGCGCGGCGAGCGUGUCUGAGGAUACGGAAAUGAGCGAGAAGAAGGAGGAAUGGCAAUUUGUGGCCGCAGUGGUUGAUCGGUUCUUCUUUUAUUUGUUUAUCUUCGUCAUCUGCCUCUGCGCCAUCGUGGUGUUCUUCAUGUCACCAGCUGUGCGGAUGCUGUUCUCGUGAGAUGGAAGACGAGUUGGUGCUUUUUUAUGGCGCUGCGAUCCCCUUAAGCGUCUAUUCACUUAAAAGAACACCACGAGAUAAAGCGUUGAGCGUUGAUGACUAAAAAGCGGAAUUCAGUAGCUCACCACGAGAUAGACGUUUCUAGCUACGUGCUUUGAAGUCAUGCUGUUUACUCGCAUCGCGAGAGAGCGCCAGAGCCUACCCAUGAGCUGGGAAAUGCGCUUUGUCGAGUGCCGAACGAUGAUUCACUAUUUGCGUAUAGGAACUUGAGUAGCUCUCGUUGAGCAAAUGUCUCCAGUUAGGCGCUUUCGAGUGAUUUCAUUGAUUCAUUAUUCUCAUACCAACUGCAUUACCAGCAACAAGGGUUACAUCAGACUUGCUGACUCGAUUAUAAUUGUACAUUUAUUGUAAGUUCGUUUACUCUUUGCGAGCUAGGGUAAAAAAAUGGCUUUUGUUGUAGUACUCCAUGAAGUUUUGGAGAUUUGCGCUUAUUAUAAUCUUCUAUAAAUUUUGAACAAAACGAACAGUAACCAACACCUCGACACAGAAGAGAUGAUUAGAGACCAAAAACAUCCUUUGUAGAAUAAACAUAAUAGAGACAAGAUUAACUAAGUACUUGGUUACUGUUCGGGAUAAAUUGUAUAUAAUUGGAAUAGAAUUUCAUGUCGAACCCUCCAAUGAUGCCAAAUUAACGCUGUUAUUGAGGUAGUUCCAGCCCUCCUGAGUUUACUUUGUUACUCACUACUCAUGAGAGCGCGGUAGCUUAGCCAGACACCAUUCUUCCGGGGGGAGGGGGGUGGCAUAUGUGACUUUCUCAGUGGGGGGGGGGGGUGCUCCUCUGGGAAUUGACCUUAGCAUUUACCAAACAUUUUUCUGAAUCUGCAGGUUUGACUGAAGUAUUCUCUGAUAAUGUUCGAAAUACAAUAUUCCACUAUUGCUUAUCUGUUUAUCUUAUCUGGACUCAUUGACAAUCAUGUGUGCGCGUACACAGGGGGGUCCGCAGGGUGCGUGCACACCCCCCUUGAUGGCCAAAAAGUGGGUCAUUGCAUAUUAGGAUCUUCAAAUACUAUGCUUUUCGCCCAUAUAAUACCUAUGACUGCGCACCCCCCUCGGCCAACCCUGGGAACGAGCCUGUCAUGUCUUCCUGAGUGACAGUGUAACACUGUAUUAACCCAUGGUAUCAUUAUCGCUUUACAAUUAUGAAAAAAUAUUAGUGAAACAUUGUAGAAAGGGUUCUAAGUAUAUUAACAAACUCAAGAGAAAACUCAAUGAUUAAUAAAGCUACGAUCAUGCAA